Ectocarpus sp. CCAP 1310/34 is the source of this 3175-nucleotide messenger RNA. Lineage: Eukaryota; Phaeophyceae; Ectocarpales; Ectocarpaceae. The record is from the annotation of a GenBank genome assembly.
AUGUUCAAGAGACCUCGACGGAGAUUAAUACGGCUGUGCUGCCUCGCUGCUGCGGCGCGAGCCAGCUCGCCCGAAGCAGAGGUUGAAGUGGUGACUCUCGGUGCCAUGGUGCCUCCGCUUGUCAGCAGAGGGCGUCCACCUGGAAACGGAGCCGCCGGGCGGCCAACGAAGACGCCGACUCCUCUCGAAGAGGGGGAGAGCCCUGACCAAACGAUCGCUAGGCUUUUGAACGCCAUAAUCCAACGAGAAAGUCAGCAGCAUUUUCAUGACAACCAGGAGGAUCUCGCGCCAUCUACGAUUGAUGAUCCUGUUGGGUCCUCGUCCCAAGAAGCUCUUGCCGGCAGCGGCAGUAGCAGUAGCAGCAGCAGCAGCAGCAGCAGCAGCAGCAACAGCAGCAACAACAACAACAACAAAAAGGAUGACGAGGGGAGAACGGCAGCGGGGGAAGAAGUAGCAUUCUCGCACAACGUGGACGAAAAAUUCGACGAAAGUUCCCGUGUCAAUGGUUCACCUGACGGCGAGCCUUCGUCCGUUCACUCGGCUGCGCAAGAUGUACAACCGUCGAGCGACCUCGGGGGAGGUGGCCAAGAGUCUAGCGAUGCUACUUCUGCUGUUGCAGAUGCCGAGCAUGUUCUUGCCGGUAGCAGCAGCAGCGGUACGGCCGAUUCGCCUGCUGAUGCCGAGGUUGACGGUGUUACUUCUAGUAGCUCUUUGGAGGGUGUUGCGCAAGGCCUCGGGGAACGUAGUUAUGACGCCGCCAGCGAUGCUGCUGCUGCCGCUUCUGCUGCUGCUGGUGCUGCUGGUUCGCCUGCUGAGGCCAAGGUUGAUGCUACCUCUUCCGAUGGCUAUGUUGCGGGUGUUGUGGAAGACCUCGGGAGACUUAGUCAAGACGCCAGCGAUGCUCCUGCUGCUGCUGCUGCUGCUGCUGGAUUGGACGCCGAAGCUGCUUCGGCUGGCGAGGGCAGCAUUGACACCUCGUCCGCUGAGGCGGUGAUCGAUGCUGCUCCUUUUGCUGCUCAAUUGGGGAACGCAGCACAAGCGCUAGACGGCGCCGGUGAUGAAGAGGAGGCGGCCGCCAGUGCUGGGGAGAGCACAACAGUAGGCGCCGAAGACUUGGAAGAGUUUGUAGAUGGAGGUGAGGGCGAUGCGACAGAUGGGGCUGGGAUAGACCGACCGCCAGCCGAGCGGGGCGAACCGGCCGGGAGUCGAGAAGCGGAAGAGGAGGGUGGCGCUGUUCUCCAACCGGAUCACGGUGCGACAGCAACUCCGCUGCCAGGUAUCGACGACGAAGGUGCGAUUGUUGAAAUUAUGGAGCAGGAUGAGCGGGAGCAGGAGGAGGAAGAGGAGGAGGAGGAGGAGGAGGGGGACGAGGAGGAGGAAGCCGCCGCUGGAGAAGAUGCGGGGCCGCCACCAGCAGCGAGGCCUACCGGCGAUACCCAUGACGAUGGGCGAGCGAACGAAGCCGCAGCAGCGUCCGCUCAGCCAACGAGCAACGAUGCGUCGAUGGACGCUGUGGUGAUCACCGCUGGAAAGGAAGAAGGGGCCGCUGCGUUGCUGGCCCUCGAUAGUGCCGAUGAGGACAGCAGUGUGGACUCGGGAGGGGGCGAGGCACGUGCUGGGCAGGGCGGAGACGGGGCAAUCGAUGCCGUUCGUGAUGCAUCCACAGCAGAAACGUCGUCGAUGGGAUCGCAGGGCGAGGGGACCGAUGCAGGCGGGGAGGGGCAAGGCAGAGCUCCUGCGGUUGUUCCGGCAAUGAGCGCCGGAGGACAAGAAGACGACCACCGUGAUCUCGAUCGACACGAGCCUGACGCACGGACGAGCGCGAUGGAAUCGUCGGGUGCUUUUGGUUCGGGCACGGGAGCGGGAGGGCCGUCAGGGGCUGGUGACGACGAGGCGACCGGAGCCGCCGUGGGCGCCGAUGCCGACGUUGCCGCCGGUGCCAAAGUGGACGGAGAUCUUGAAACCGAUCCGGGGGUAGCGGAGAUAUCGGCAAGCGAAUGGAGCGGGGUCGACGCCCGCCCGCCGAGGAUGCCGAGCGGGCGGUGGCCGCCUCCACAGCACGGGAGAGCGACCACCGGGGACGCCGCAGCCGCCGUGCCGCCUGACGACGACGUCUUCACGAGCGACUCAUCACAAGAGGUGGAAGCGCUGCUGUCGGAGGAGGAGGAGGAGCAGGCGCGCGGCGAGGACUUCCCGCGCAGGCGCCCGGUGUUCCGUUUUUCUGAGCCCCUGUCGGCGGGGCCCGACCCCGUCGAUGUCGGGCUCGCGGGGCAGCGGCCGCCUCGCCGGCGGCACACCGCAGACGUGGAAGACUUCGUCGUCUUGCCCCCGCUGCCGCAAUUAGACUCGAUCUCCACCGAGCCGCCGGGGGAGGCGAGCGACCCGGGGGGCGCGAUGGUAGCGUACAGCGAGGAGAACGGGUGGGAAGCUUGGGCGGCAGAGUCGACGGUAGCGUUGAGGAAGGCGGCGGUGCGGUGGGCGGGGGUGGCGGCCGAGCGGGGCGGCGUUCUGGCCGAAGAGUUCCUCGAGGUUUGCAAGGCGCAGGUGGUGAAGAGCUGGCACGACACCGUCCAGCCGCUGGCCGGGUACGCCCGGCGGCGCCUGGAGGCGACGGCGAAUUUCUGCUUGGGGGAGGUGGGCCAGCAUCUCGAGGACGCGGUAACGGCGGAAGCGCUGUGACAGCCCCUUCUUCGUUUGCAGAACCACGGGUAGCGAACGGUUCGUGUAUGACUAGGCGCUUGUUUUAGUAUUUGUUGUCGGCCGGUGAAGUGCGCGUCGACCGCUCUACGCUGGUGUUGGUUGAGUGUGGCGACUUGUGCUUCAACAAACACUACCGUCCGUUGUGAGACGACCUUGUUUUUAAGUACGCGUGGUGUACAUGCUGUCUUUGUCGUGUUGGGGGUUGUUUCUGCGUUCGCGUGUUGUGGCAUGUUGUUUUCAUGUUCGGCUUUUUUCAGGGUCUGGAGGGUUAUUUUCGUUCCCGGCAAUUUGGGUCCACGACUCGUACGAAACAGGCUAGGCAAUUGGUUGUUGUACUGUAUAACUGCAGGAGAGGCCAUCAAGCAAACUACGUGCGUGCGUGCGUGUAGCCCGUCUCGCCGUUGGUAAACACGAAAGACACUUGUUGCUAACUACCGAUCCGCCCAAGAGCUCUUAUGUUGCAACCGAUCAGGUC